Molecule: messenger RNA, 1560 nt
Organism: Adelges cooleyi (spruce gall adelgid)
Lineage: Eukaryota; Metazoa; Arthropoda; Insecta; Hemiptera; Adelgidae
Exons: 6
Coding region: 268-1425 (385 amino acids)
Source: RefSeq, a predicted model, not a curated record
GUAUAGUUUUACACUCAAUGGAUAGGCAAAGGUUGCUCAGAGGAAUAAAACUAAAAAAGAUACUGGAUUGGGCCAAAAAUAAAAUUUUUUUACCCCAUUCCCUUCAAAAUAUAGAAAAAUACCCUAAGAAUGUACUAUAAUAUUUCAUAUAAUUAUUACUACUUUCUUGCCCAAGGACAUGAAAACAAUAAUUAUCUAUACCCAACGAAACUAUCAGUUGAAGUUGCCACUUGAGAUUUUGUUCAGUGCAUAAUAAUAUAGGCAAAAAUGAAUUCACCUCGGUUUUGGGAGCCAUUCGUUUCGUUCAACUCGAUCGAUACAAUAUGGGAAAAUCAGCCCACGUACUUUGUCGUACAAAUAUUGUUCUUUGUCGGAGCAAUAGUUUCUCUCACACAUGCGUUUAUUCACAAAGGAAGGCGACCAAUACUUUGGGUUUGCAUUCUAUGUCACGGUUUGGUCAUCGAAUGCGUAUCGUACGGUGUACCGGAAAUCGACAACUUUUGGCACAGCCAAGCGCCGAUAAUGUUCUUAAACCAAAGAUUACCCGUUCAUAUUAUAUUAGUGUAUCCAGUUUUUUAUUACACAGCGAUAGCGAUUGCUUGUAGGAGAAACACAACGAAAAUAGGACUCAUGUUGUCGGUAGGGCUUAAUGUGUUGGCAAUAGAUUUGCCAUACGAUAUUAUGGGCAUUAAAUUUAUUCAUUGGACUUGGCACGACACCGACCCCAACAUACGUGAUCGUACGUUUUGGGUGCCGUGGACCUCUUAUUACUUUCAUUUGACGUUUUCGGCUUCUUUCGUGUUUUGGUUUUUCAACAAAGAAGCCGACCUGGACGAACCCACAACAAUUACAAAAGAAACUAAAACGUUUUUGAAAUCGACAUUCUUAAGUUUUCCAAGCGGAGUUCUAUGUUUUUCCGUAUUAUAUCAUCCUCUACACGAUAGUUUUCAUGUGUCUAGUCAAUCCAUAGUGUUACUUCUGUUAGCAUUGUACGGUAUAACGAUAAAAAUUACAGACAGUUUCAAGUAUGGAAAAAAACCAAAGAAAAAUGAUAAAUUACUAAUAAUCCAUGUAUACUUAAUAAUAUAUUACACUAUAUUUCUGCUUCUGGCGCUCGUGGGAAAACCAGAGGAUGAAAUUUCAAAUGGAAUACACGAAGAAAUCGGACCUUGCAAUAUUACCGUUGCAGCUUAUGGAACCGAUAUGACAAAACGCAAAUAUUUAUGCAUUCAAGAUUACAAUGAGGAUUUUGAUUUCCACUGCGUUAAAGAAAUUCCUGCAUUCAGUAAAAUAUAUACAAUAUGCGGUACAGCCUUUGAAAAUCGUGCGGAAUAUGUUAUCAUCAUAAGUACAGUAACAAUGGUGGCUUUUAUACAAUUUUAUAAACCUCCAAUAAUAAAUAAAAUUACAAAAAAACUCCUAUGACAUUGUCAUUAAUUUGAUAGUUAUUAAAUUUUCAAAAAAUGUACUUUAGUCUUACUCGUUUAUUAAAAAAUUACUUGUAUACCACCAAGAUAGUAGAAAAAAACUGGACAAAAAAAAAAAAAAAAAAACAUGAAA